Candidozyma duobushaemuli is the source of this 2997-nucleotide messenger RNA. RefSeq lists its product as uncharacterized. Lineage: Eukaryota; Fungi; Ascomycota; Pichiomycetes; Serinales; Metschnikowiaceae. The record is from RefSeq and is a predicted model, not a curated record. Gene Ontology annotation, molecular function: protein binding. The coding region runs from base 1 to 2997 and encodes 998 amino acids. The transcript has a single exon. Gene Ontology annotation, cellular component: cytoplasm. Gene Ontology annotation, biological process: tRNA methylation.
AUGCCCCCACAAAAUCCCAUUUCCUCUAUUUCAGAGGACUUCAUAGAAAAACUUCAGCAUUAUGGGCCAGUCACCGCCGUUAAACUUCACGGAAAAUUCAUCUAUGUUGGUUAUGGCCCAGUUCUCAAGAUCUUCAACCGCGAUGAGCACGAUGAGUUAGUCUUCAGCCAGCAGAUCUUCAAGAGAAACAAGAUCCACAGUAUAGCCGUUCGGGGAUCAAAAAUAGCUGUGUCUGGAGGUCGUUCAUUUGCUGUUUUUGAACCUUUCAACAAUGAAGUGAAGGUAAUAGAAAAAGCGAUCAAUGAGUGGAUCAUAGCGGUUGAAUUCGUUGCAGAGACUCGUCUAUUGCUCUUGACGUCGCAUAAUGAAGUCUUGGAUAUCGAAGUAUCUGAUGCUCCAGCAUUCAAAUUGCUUCAAAAGAUUCAUUGUAACGAGAAGUCAAUCUUGUACAGCGGUUCGAUCAGAGUUUUGAGCGAUUCUUCAGUUUACAUUGCAGCAGGCACAGUGAUGCACGGAGUCAUAAUAUGGAACCUAUUUGAUCGCAAGAUUCUUCAUAACCUCACUGAUCACGAGGGUUCUAUCUUUGGGGUGAAGAUAGACCCUACUGGUCAAUACAUCAUAUCUUGCUCAGACGAUAGAUCAGUCAAACUCUACACUUUCGCAGGUGAGCUAUUGGCCAGCGGCUGGGGACACGGAUCUAGAAUCUGGGCAUUGGAAUUUAUCUCAGUCACAAAUGGUGCUAUACGAUUGUUUUCCGCUGGUGAAGAUUGUACAGUUCGUGUGUGGGAAUACCUGGGUCAGUCAACAUUGCAACAGCUAGCACUCUACGACCAUUUCCAUUCUGGAAAGCAUGUUUGGUCUGGAGAUGUACAGAGCGGCGAUGAUACCAUAUUCGUCACUGGAGGUGCAGACGGUAAGAUCAGAGCGGAGAAGCUAGAAGUUAGCCAAACGCAAUGCAUUACACCAGAAACGAUCGCAAACGCUGGCUAUAAUUUGGAGCCUAAGGAGGCUAUCAAAUCGUUCGGUGUCUUGAGCUCUGCUCAGUUUCGUUUGAUAAUCACGUCAAAGGGCAAGGUGUUGGUCAAUGAUUAUCGUGAAGACACAUGGAGAAAGCCUCAAUUCGACGGCAUCUCGGACGAGCAAAUCUCUAGAUUCAACAUGCUCAAGACGUUUGAGGAAGCUCGUGCUUUCGCAUUGUGCUCCGGUAAUGGUGACGUGAUUAUCCUUGGUGUUGACGAGAAGAGACAAUUGUAUCACAUUGUGAGAGCGAAUUCUGAGACACCCAGAAAAAUCAUCAAUGUCCUAGCAGCAUCAAGUCCUGACGACGGUAGUAUAUCAUUGCUCCUCAAUUCCCCCAUUCCAACUGAGCCCAUGGAACUUUUGACUUUCGCUCAAGAACAUGGAAAACUUGCAUUCAGAAGUUCUGUUGGCCUCCAAAAGCCGGAUCCACGGAUUUUCAUUCCCACUUCCUUCUAUCUCGAUGUGCUCAACGGCUGGGUAUUAGUUGGCUCCCGUCACGCCAAUUUUGCAUUGUACGAGACAGCCCUGGCAGACCCACAGUUUCCCAAAAUCACCAGAAAGUUGUGUUCUGGUGAUACAAUCACAACCAUUAACAAAAUUGAAAGCCAUUCAGGCAAAAUCGUGUCUUUGGUGACUCUCCGUGAUGGUAUCUACAUCUUCCUCGAGGUUUCCCAAUCAACAUGUGGCCUCCAAUGCUCUGCCAUCCUUCAGAACAAGAUCACCAAAAGUAUAGAAGGCGGGUUCAUGAGAGAUGGCCAUCUUUUUUUGUACGGGUUUAGCUCAUCUUGCUUUUUCCUUUGGGACGAAACGAAACAGAUCGAGCUCUCCAAGGAAGCUUGUGGUGGAGGUCACAGACAUUGGGAUGUUAGUGUAAGGACCGACACUCUUCAAUUAGUGUUUUCCUACAUGAGUCAAAGAAAUCUCUUCGUGACAAAUCUACAAUCAAGCUGGGGUGCUACUAAUGGUCUCUUAGCUGAAGGCACUCAUGGAAGAGAGAUCCGUGAUGUUGCCAUUUUAGACACUCUGGAGGAAGAUGGCACCAAGCUUAUGGUGACUGCUUCUGAGGAUGCCACAAUUAAAGUUGGAAAGCUUGAUGCAGACGGAGGAGCAAACUACCAAUUAACAUUGAACAACCACAUUUCUGGUCUACAAAGAGUUGGAUUCUUGAGUUCGGAUUACAUUGCAAGUUCAGCUGCUAAUGAGGAGCUCAUAAUCUGGAAGGUAACUCGUCUCCAGGGAGGAUUGGUAGCCGUUAUUGAAGUUGGAAGAGUAAAAUCUAGCGAAGAGUUUCCUGACUUGCGUAUCAUGGAUUUUGCUAGCAAAGAGACCGCUUCAGGCUUUUGGAUUGCAACGGCUUAUUCGAACUCAAGAGUUAAGUUUUUUUAUUUUGACAAAGCUCAACUGCUUUUGCAAGAGCGUUCUGAAAUUCCAUAUGGUACCGUUUGUGUGCUAAACAUCGAGCUUCUUUCGUUUGAUGCAUCCACUUACGUUAUGACAGGCACUUCAGAUGGUAAUCUUACGUUCUGGGAUGUGAGUGGCAUACUCAAUGGCGAGAGUCUGAUAACAAGCGAGCCGAUUAUCAAACAGCAGCUUCAUCAAAGUGGCGUUAAGGCCAUUUUACCUUUGACUGAAGCAGGAGGAUCAUACAAGAUCAUUACUGGUGGAGACGACAAUUCGUUGAUCAGCUCACAGGUCAAGUUCGAAAAUGGCAUUCUUUCGUUAAGCAAUACAGCAUUCGUGGAACAGGCUGCAUCUGCGACAAUUACCUCCAUUUCAGACGCCUUUGAAGACAAGGUUCUUGUUACGUCGGUCGACCAGAUUGUAAGAGUCUGGAAUACCAAGAAUGGCUUGUUAGAUUGCAUGAGUGCUACCUAUACUACAGUCGCUGACACUGGUUGCAGCGAUACAACUACGUUUCAUGGCAAAACGAUCGGUAUUGUCGCUGGUGCCGGUCUCAGCACAUUAUCCUGGAAAUAG